Messenger RNA from Drosophila novamexicana, 4746 nucleotides. RefSeq lists its product as uncharacterized. The transcript is spliced from 6 exons. Bases 488 to 4429 code for a protein of 1313 amino acids. The record is from RefSeq and is a predicted model, not a curated record. Gene Ontology annotation, cellular component: nucleus. Gene Ontology annotation, biological process: regulation of transcription by RNA polymerase II. NCBI's taxonomy places the organism in Eukaryota, Metazoa, Arthropoda, Insecta, Diptera, Drosophilidae.
CAUUUUGUUUUAAACAAACUGAAAUACGCGUAAAAUCGCAUAAAACAACUGCGGCAUUUGUAAAAUAUAUGAUAAUUUAAUUAAAGAAACGUUACAAUGUGUUGGUAAUAAAGUGUGUGUGUUUGUGCUAUUUGGCAAGGCUUGGUCUUAGCCUGCCUUUUCGGCCCAAAACAAGUAAUUCGCAAAAACAGUCGCAACGAAGCUGCAAUGCGCUGCACUUGAGUGAGUGAGAAGGCAAGAUUGAGUCACAUACUUCUAACCAAAUUUAAUCACCAAAUAAACGGCAAAUGCGACUGCAAAAAUCUAUAAGGCAACAAACAUUCAUUGAUACAAAGACCGCGUGUUUCUCGCGUAGCGCCCAGCAGCAGAAGCAGCAAAUACCAGGGACAGGCAUGCAAAACAACGCUGUCGACAACUGUCGAUAAUUUAUCGACUGUCUGCAUUAUCGCGCAAGGACCGCUCGCUGAAAACUUUUGCAAGUGGGUGGAUGCGGUCGUGUGGUUGGUGUGAAAAAAAACUGGACCAUCAUCAUCAAAUGAAUCCGUUGCUGGCGCCGCCAUAUACUGGAACAUUGCCCUUUGACUCCAUGGAUUUGUCGCUGCAAUCAAGUCGCAGCGCUGCGCCCACGCUGAAUAAAACUGGCCAACAACAACAGCAGCAAGCACAACAACAACAACAACAGCAGCAGCAACAACAACAACAGUCGCAUUUGCAUGCACCACCCAAUUAUCCAACGAUACACAAUUUGACCACAAAUACGCCAGCAGGCGUGCAACAAGGACAUCUGCCGGGCUUGCCAACAUCGACAUCGCCUGCCAGCGCUGCCAGCAAAUAUCUGAAUGCAAAUGGCACUGGCCCUGCCGAUUGCGAGUCGCUGUUGCCGCCCCCGCCAAGUACCCCGCCCAAUAAUAACAAUCACAACAACAACAGCAGCGGCAGCAACAGUGGCAGUGGCAAUGGCAGCAACGCCAACAACAACAGCAGCAGCAACAACAAUGUGCCGCCGCCCCAUUAUAUGCAGCAUCGUGACGAAAACUUUAAGCUGACGCAGCUGAAGAGCAUGCAAAAGAGCGCCGAGCUGAGCGGUAAGGACUGCGGCUAUACGGGCGCCACAGGCAAACUGGCCACGCACAACAUGCAACAGCAGCAGCAGCAGCAGCACGCCAAAAAGCCUUCGCCGCUGCGCAACUAUCAUCAGCAACAGCAGCAGCAGCCGCCGCCAUAUAACAUGACGCCACCAAAAUAUAAUGGCCCGCAGACGCCACCAACGCCUCAGUCGCCGCUGGACUACAAUCAGCUGCAUUUGCAUCAUCAGCUGCACGCAAGCGUAGGCAGCUAUGCGCCACAACAGCAGCAGCAGCAACAGCAGCCACCGCAGCACAUGCAGCAGGAGCAACAGCAGCAGCAUUUGCAUUAUGCACCGCCAGCAACGCACCAUAACCAGCAUCUAGCACCACCACCACCACCGCCGCUGUCUCACAUGACGAGCGCACAAUUUCAGCAGAGGCAGCAACCGCUACUGCAGCAGCAGCAUCAACAGCCAACGCCGCCGCAGCAAACGUCACAAAUGCAUUCCCGCAAUACGCAACUAACGAAUCUCGAUAUGCUGUCUAAGCACAAGCCAGAAGAGCAGCAACAGCAGGCGGCACAAGAAGAGUCACAAACGAUCAUUACCGAUCUGUCCACAACGGCCUCAUAUCGCAGUAACAAUGCACCGCUGCCGCCGCCAGUUGCCGAGGACAAACAGCUAACCGAGGCGCCCGAAUCGCCGUACAUGACAACCUCAAAUGAGGAAUCACUGGAGUCCAAUAGCAACAGCAGCAAUAGUCGGAAGCGGCGAAAGCGCAAAGCCAGCCAGGUCAUGCGUCUGACGCCCAGCGACAAUGUGAAAAGGCAGCGCACCCCGAGUCCUCUCAGCAACAGCUGCAGUCCCAAGCACUCGCCCAAGAAUGGCGCCGAUGUGCACGAGUUUCAGCCAUUCUCUUUGAAGGAGCAGCAGCAGCCCGAGCUGCCCCAAGAAAAUGGACGAUCAGUGUCGCCGCCAACUGCGGCUGCAACUGACAAUAGCAAUAGCUCCACAGUGUACAACGACACGGACAAUCCCAAGACUAAGAAGCAGCGACAGGCGCUGCUCCAACGCAAUCUCACAGAGCAACGACAGCAGCAGCGUCGCCAGGUUGAGGAUGAGCUGCAGGAGCAGGAGCAGGACCAGCAGCAGCAGCAACAGUUGCCCGCGACAAAAGCAGCUAAAGAAGCACUAGUGCAGCCGCCAAGUCCGCAGAGCAAUAGCAGCAGCAGCAGCUCGAGCAGCUCCAGUGCGGCCACGCACAGCAGCCAUAGCAGUCGGACCAGUGAGGCGCCGCCAGUCAAAGAGCAACAGGAGCAACAGCAGCAGCAGCUGGACAAUAACAAGGCCAUCACAGACACGCCCGCAUCCCCAGCGCUGGUAGAGCAGGGUGACAUUGAUGCCAAGCCCGCGGUAAGCGUGCACGAUGAUGAGGAUGAAGUGGAAGCGCCGGCUGGAAAACAAUCGCCCGCAGUAGCAGCAACAGCAACAACAAAUACAACAGCAGCUGCCCCCACCACAGAGCCCUGCCAUUUUAACGAGGUGGAGGAUAAGCUGGAGAAAAUGUUUGCUGGCAUUGAAGACGAGCCCGCUGAGCAAGCAGAUGAGCCGCCAAGCGUAGCAAAAGCAGUCCGUGCAGAGCAUGACCUUAGCGCACAAUUAGCUUUAGACAGUGGUGCACAGGUCAAAGCUGUGGUGCAGGAAACACCUGUUGCUAGCACACCACCAGCUGCGAGCACGCCCACGCCGACGCCUGAAUUGCGGCCCAUGGCAACCAAGGCGGCCAUGAAAUCGACGCUGCCCAGUCCCAUACACAGCCCGACGCCGACAACAGAGCCGCUAGCCAAGGAGCACACCGAACAUACCCCAUCGCCGGCAGCGUCAGCAACUCCGCCAAGCGUCAAAUUGACGCCGCGAACGCCGCCGACGCGUUGUCUGCCGCCCCGGCGACUUUCUAUGGGCAUGGAUCCCUCGCUGCUGCGCUUCACCAUAGAGGAUCAGGUGAAGCCGAAGAAAACGCCGGUGCGCAAGAAGCAGCCGGCGGUGGUGACGCCACCGGAAACGGAAAUUGUACAGCUGGACAGCGAUGAUGACAAGCCCAGCACAUCAGCCGCGGCAGCAGCUGCGCUGGCGGCACGCAAGCUCAGCGAAGUGGCUGUGGCCAAAACGCUGGCACCGAAGGCGAGCAAUGGAAAUGUCAACAACAAGAAAAAGAACAAGAAGAAUGCGCCCAAGGGUAAGAAGCCAACGGGCAAGAACGGCGCCAAGCAGAAUGUUGGCAAAAAAGGUGUCGCCGGCGGCGCACGCAAAAUUUUCAGCACCGACGAGGACAGCACACCGGCGCCCAAUCGUGAGAGCAGCAACGGUGCAGCUCCAGAUCUCAGGUUUAAAUCCCCAUUCAUACUGAUCAAGCCCGAUGGCAGCAUUAGCAUUAAGAACACGCACAGCGCCGAAGAUGUCAACGAAAAGCAGACCAAGAAGAAGCACACAAAGGCACCCCAUGAACGCAAAAAUCUGCGCGGCAUGCACAGCUCAACGUUGAGCAAUCGCUAUGAUGCGGACACCACCGACUCCAGUUGGAUAUGCGUGUUCUGCAAGUGCGGACCACACAAGCUCGGGCUGGGUGAUCUCUUCGGGCCCUAUCUGGUUUCCAUAGACUGUGAGGAGUAUCGAACAGCGGUGCAGGUGCCAGCGGGAGUGCACGACAUCGAUGGGCUAUUUGUGAGCAAACGCAAGCGCGCCGACAUGGUCAAGAUGCAGGAGCGCAAUCUUCCCGUAGUGCCCGCAACGCUGGCGAACAUUAUGCAGGCGCCCAAGAUAACAAUGCACAAACGCAAACGCAAGCAAACCCACGACAGCGUCUACUCCUGCAGUGAUGAUCCGAACGAAUCGCAGUGCUCCUCGCAGGAUCCGCUCGACUGCAGCCACGAGGCCAAGUUCGUUGAAACGUUUCGGGGCAUGUCGAAAACCUCCGAGCAGUGCUACGAGAUUUGGCUGCACGAAGAUUGCGCCGUCUGGGCCAAUGAUAUACAACUGAUUGGCGCCCAUGUGAAUGGCCUGGAUGCGGCCGUCUGGGACAGCACGCGGUAUCAGUGCGUCCACUGUGCACAGCCCGGCGCCAAUGUGUGCUGUUUUCAACGCACCUGCAAGGCAGCGGCGCAUGUGCCAUGCGCCCGUGUCGCCAGCUGGAGCCUGAGCGAGCAGGAACGCAAAGUCUAUUGCCAGCUGCAUGUGCCACUAGAGGCAAUCACAACGACAGCAGCAGCUGCUGCAGCUGCAGCAACAACAGUAGCGGUGGCUGCAACCAUACCAGCUAGCGUAGUUGAGCCACCGCCCACACUGAACAUCAAUUCGCUUCCCUGAGUACGCGUGCGCGUACAGAAAUGUCGCCUAGACGUCAAGCGUUGAGCGCACGCUAAUAGCUCGGAUAUAUAAAGCGACGCGAGCGACUGCAUCAUAAAAAUACCUACUUAAGCCGAGCAGCUGCCUGUUUUGUAUAUAAUCAUUAAAUGGCUGGAUGCAGGCAGCAGCUGCUGCUGUUGAUCCUCUUGACCUUGUCUGCUGCUGCGCCUGCUGUUGAUCCUGUUGCUGUUUGUGUUCUAUAAUCCUUUUAAAACUUAAAACUUGUGUAAAAAGAUUGCUGUACAUUUUAUGUAGACGCUGUGGGCGACAGUUUUAAU